Messenger RNA from Phalaenopsis equestris, 1442 nucleotides. RefSeq names its product BTB/POZ and TAZ domain-containing protein 1-like. The transcript is spliced from 5 exons. Lineage: Eukaryota; Viridiplantae; Streptophyta; Magnoliopsida; Asparagales; Orchidaceae. The record is from RefSeq and is a predicted model, not a curated record. Gene Ontology annotation, molecular function: protein binding. The coding region runs from base 14 to 1099 and encodes 361 amino acids. Gene Ontology annotation, cellular component: nucleus.
CAUACAACCCACAAUGAAUGCACCAGAAACCCAACUUUGGAGUCAUCUAAUCAGGACAAUGACUAAGCUCUUCGCUCGGAGAGCUCAGGUUGUCCCGCAGUCAGCAAGCGCCGGAAACGAGCUCGCCGGCGACGGCGCUGAUACUUACGUACUGACAUCCGCCGGCCAGCGAAUUCCUGCUCGUUCCAACAUACUGGCAUCAAUGUCGCCUGUGCUGGAGAGAAAACUGAAUUCUCGGAAGAAUCAUGGGAGGUCGGAGAAGGUGAUUCGGAUUCUUGGAGCCCCUAACGAUGCUGUUCUUGCUUUCGUUGCUUUGCUUCAUGCCGGAUCCGACAAAGAGGGAGAGGAAAUAAUGAGAAAAAACGGGAUGCAUCUGCUUGUUCUGUCGCACGUGUAUCAAGUCAAGUGGCUCAAGCGCGCGUGCGAGAAAUGGCUCGCGUCUUGGCUCAACGUCGAAGUGGUGGUGGACGUGCUGAAGCUUGCGCGGCUGUGCGACGCGGAUUGGCUUGCCUUCCACUGCUUCAAGCUGAUACAUAAGGAUUAUACCACCGUACAGACAAGCGACGCGUGGCUUUUCUUACAGAACAACGAUCCUUGGCUCGAGCUCUCCAUUCUCCAAUUUCUUCAUGAUUCAGAUACUAGGGAAAAGGAAAUUAGAAGAAAUAAGGAAGAGCAGAAGACAUACCAGCAGCUUAGUGAGGCAAUGAUCUGCCUUGAGCACAUCUUCAAAGAAGGUUGCACAGACAUUAAGCCCGAUCGGCGCCAGAAGAGCUGCUGCCCGUCCUCCUCCUCCUGCCAACCACUUCAGCUCCUCCUUCACCACUUCUCCAAAUGUAACGGCGACCGUUCUACCUGCUCUCGCUGCCGUCGAAUAUGGGAACUCUUGAAGCUUCAUUCUGCAGUCUGCAUGGCUCAGGAUUCCACGGACUGCAAGGUUCCAUUAUGCAGGCAAUUUAGGUACAGAUUCCAGAAAUUGGAAGGGAAAUUAGAGGAAAGAAAGUGGAUGAUAUUGGGGAAGAAGCUGGCAUCAAAUAUGGCCUUUUCAAGUUUGGCAAAGAGGAAGAUGCCAGAAUGUGGUCUUGGUUUGGGCUUGGGAUGAUGCUUGCAACUUAUUUCUAUAGAGAUGAUAAGAAAAUGUGAAAAAAAAAUCAGUAGCCGUUAGUUGUGCGAGGGGAUGAAGAAAUCUAUUCGAUGGCUUCGCAAGUGAUGAUUGAACAAAAAGGUCUAGCAUAUAAGUGAACUCGAGCGAGUAGUAAGGUUUGGGCUGAAACACACGUAUUUAGGAAAAUGAGAUCGAGCAAAGCUUAAGCUCAAGGGGCCGUGUAAGAAAUUAAUUUCGGGCUUGUGAGUAAGGGCAUUGUUGAUAAUGGUACUUCUUGUAAUAACAUACAAUAAAUUAUAUUAAUUAUGAUAAUUAAUGUAAUCAGCUUUUAUCUUGUUUA